This is a messenger RNA of Solanum pennellii, 1596 nucleotides long. RefSeq lists its product as uncharacterized. Bases 1 to 1596 code for a protein of 531 amino acids. The transcript is spliced from 6 exons. The record is from RefSeq and is a predicted model, not a curated record. Lineage: Eukaryota; Viridiplantae; Streptophyta; Magnoliopsida; Solanales; Solanaceae.
AUGACUGCUCCACUUAACCUAGAAGAAGGGCAAUCCUCAACUCGACCGCCGCAUUUCAAUGGCCAGUUCUAUAUCUGGUGGAAAACAAGAAUGCAUGACUAUCUUAUGGCUGAUGAUAGUGAGUUAUGGGACAUUGUAUUUGAUUUGCCUUUUAUUCCAACUUCUAAAGUAAAGGAUGAUGAGAUAACUAGAGUUGUUCUAAAGACUCAUCAACAAUACAACGAAGUGGAUAGAAAGAAGAUUGAGAAAGGUUACAAGGCUAAGAAGCUGUUGGUUUGUGGUAUAGGUGCUGAAGAAUAUAAUCGUAUUUCUGCCUGUGAAGCAGCAAAGGAGAUCUGGGAUUGUCUCAGGACUGCUCAUGAAGGUACUGAGCAGCAAGGGGAAACUAUUCAUGACAUGUAUACUAAACUUUCCUCCAUAACAAAUGAGCUACGAAGUUUUGGAGAGCCAAUCAGUACUAGCAAGCGAGUUAGGAAAGUUCUUCGAAUUCUUCCAAAGUCAUGGGAAAGCAAAGUGGAUGCUAUCACUGAAGACAAGGAUCUUAAAGUUCUGACGAUAAAUGCUCUUAUUGGAAAUCUCAAGACACAUGAAAUGAAUAGAAGUCAAGACCUCUCAAAGAAGGAGGCCAAGAAAGACAAGUCUUCAGUAGUCAAAUUUACUCCUAGAGAAGCGUCUAGUGAAGAAGAUGAUAUUGACUAUCUUACUAAGAGAUUUCAGAAGAUCAUAAGAAAAAACAUAGGGUUUAGAAUAGGAGGGAACCCUCCUCGAGCUACAACUGAUAGUGAAUCCUGUCACAAAUGUGCAAAGGCUGGGAACUUUAUAAGGGAAUGUCCGAUGCUCAAAGCUAAAGAUAAGAAGUAUCAAAGUCCAGGAGGUGAAAAGAACAAGCAAAAGGACCUGAAAGCUCUUGCUGCAUGGGGACACUAUUCAAGCGAGUCAGGAGAUUCAGAUUGUCCCGAAGAUGCAUCAAUGUUGGUGAUUCAAGCCAAGGCUAACGUAUUCAAUGGGAUGUUGAGAAGGUUAGCAGAUAUCUUGAUUGACUCUAUUAUAGAGUUAACUACUGAAAGGGACUCUAUGAACAAUAGUCUUGAUGGUCUAAAUGAAGAAAAGGAAGUAAUGGUAGUUCAGAUGUAUGUUCUUGAGGAACAAGUGAUGGUUCUUGAAUCUGAAAAAUUGGAGCUUAAGGAGCAGCCGGAUUUUAUGAUUGAGAAAUCUCGUAAAAGGAAGGGGGAAGCUAUUAAUCUGCAGGCAGAGUUAGAAAGCAAUUUAAACACCGAUGAAACCAGACUUUCCUUAGCCUUGGAAAGAAAUGAUCAGAUGGAGAGGGAGCUGGUCCGUCUUAAGGAGGAACUUCAACAAAAAAGGACUCAGCUAAGGGGACCAGAUCCUACUGGCAAAAAUCCUAGACAAGAAAUUGCUAGAAACAGAGGACCUUCUCCAGUUCGUAAGGUCUCAAACUUGAAGAAGAAAAAGGUGAGUGAAGGAAGUAGCAGCACGUGUUGGUACAUGGACAGUGGCUGCUCAAAGCACAUGAAUGGAAAUACCAAAAACUUCCUUUCACUCAAGGCACUUCUAGGAGGAGGUGUCAAUUUUUAG